This is a messenger RNA of Aspergillus welwitschiae, 936 nucleotides long. RefSeq lists its product as uncharacterized. The record is from RefSeq and is a predicted model, not a curated record. Bases 1 to 936 code for a protein of 311 amino acids. Lineage: Eukaryota; Fungi; Ascomycota; Eurotiomycetes; Eurotiales; Aspergillaceae. The transcript has a single exon.
AUGCCCUUCCAACCCACCAAAGACAUACCGGACCUAACGGGCAAAACCAUCCUCAUCACCGGCGCCAACAGCGGCCUAGGCAAGACCUCCGUGCUAGAAUUCUCGCGUCACAACCCCUCCCAAAUUUGGCUCGCCGCGCGCAACCUCACCAAAGCACAAUCCGCGGCGGACGAAAUCAAACAACAAGUACCCACAGCCCGCAUUCACCUCCUCGAACUCGACCUCUCUUCCUUCGCCUCCAUUCAAAAAGCUGUAGAAGUAUUCCUCUCCACCGCCACCCGCCUCGACAUCCUCAUGCUCAACGCCGGCGUCAUGGCCGCACCACCGGGAAUGACGCCCAACGGACGAUACGAGGUGCAAUUCGGGACGAAUUACAUGGGUCAUGCGCUGCUCACGAGGCUGCUGUUGCCCAUUAUGGAGAAGACGGCGAAGCGGGAUGAUGCUGGUGUAGGUGGGCGUGUGAGGAUUGUUGCUGUGGCGUCGCAUGGGCAGCGGUAUGCGCCGCCUGGAGGGUUGCAGUUCGAGACGUUCAAGACGAGCGGGGAGAGUAUGGGCCCGUUUGCGAGGUAUGGGCAGAGUAAGCUGGCUCUUGUGCUUUGGGUGAGGAUGUUGGCGCAGUUGUAUCCGUGGUUGACUGCUGCUUCAAUCGAUCCUGGGGUGGUGGGCACGACGCUGGGGGAUGGGGCUACGGGUGCACCGAGGUAUAUUCAAUUUUUGUUCAAGGUGGCGUUGGUGUUGAGGCUCGCGGCAAGUUUGGAAAACGGGGUGAGGAAUCAGUUAUGGGCAGCUGUGUCGAGGGAGGUGAACAGUGGGGAGUAUUAUGAUCCUGUUGGGGUGGUGGGGAAGUCGGCGCUUGGAAGGGAUGAGGAGUUGGCGAGGAGGUUGUGGGUGUGGACGGAGGGGGAGUUGGAUAAUUAUCUGGGGGUAAGAGAUUGA